Molecule: messenger RNA, 939 nt
Organism: Phascolarctos cinereus (koala)
Lineage: Eukaryota; Metazoa; Chordata; Mammalia; Diprotodontia; Phascolarctidae
Product: olfactory receptor 5AN6-like
Biological process (GO): G protein-coupled receptor signaling pathway
Cellular component (GO): membrane
Molecular function (GO): olfactory receptor activity; G protein-coupled receptor activity
Source: RefSeq, a predicted model, not a curated record
CCAAUGGCAAGGGGAAAGAACAGCACAGUAGUAACAAGGUUCAUCCUUUUGGGAUUCUCAGACUAUUCAGAGCUCAAUAUUAUCUUCUUUGUGAUAUUCCUGGUGAUCUAUCUCAUGACUUUAGCUUGGAAUCUGAGCCUCAUCUCCCUGAUCAAGGUCGACUCCCAUCUCCACACACCCAUGUACUUCUUCCUCAGCAACCUGUCCUUUCUUGACAUCUGCUAUGUUUCCUCUACAGCCCCCAAGAUGCUCUCUGACUUCUUCAAGGAGAAGAAGACCAUCUCCUUUGGGGGCUGUGCUGCUCAGUACUUCAUUUUUUCUGGCAUGGGACUGACUGAAUGUUGCCUCCUGGCUGCCAUGGCAUAUGAUCGUUAUGCUGCUAUCUGCAACCCACUGCUCUACACAGCCAUCAUGUCUCCUGCCCUCUGCAUGUGGAUGGUGGCUGGAUCAUACAUGAGUGGAUUCUCUGGUUCCUUGAUCCAACUGUGUUCUUUACUUCAACUCAAUUUCUGUGGGCCAGAUGUGAUCGAUCAUUUUUUCUGUGAUCUGCCCCAGCUGCUGGUCCUGUCCUGUUCUGGUACCUUGGCCCUACAGAUCCUCAAGUUUGUGCUAGCAGUGGUUUUUGGGGUACUAACUGUCCUCAUCAUUGUGGUUUCCUAUGGCCAUAUUGUUGAGGCCAUCCUGAAGAUUAGCUCUGCCCAAGGGCGGUCAAAGGCCUUCAACACCUGUGCUUCUCACCUGAUGGCUGUGACUCUAUUCUAUGGUUCUGGUCUCUUCAUUUACCUGCAUCCCAGCUCCAAUGACUCCUUCAGCCAUGACAAGGUGGUAUCUAUUUUCUACACAAUGGUCAUCCCCAUGCUGAAUCCUUUGAUCUAUAGCCUGAGGAACAGAGAGAUCAAAGAAGCACUGAAGAGGUGGGAGAAGAGAGCGUUUGCCUGA